Molecule: messenger RNA, 2802 nt
Organism: Carya illinoinensis
Lineage: Eukaryota; Viridiplantae; Streptophyta; Magnoliopsida; Fagales; Juglandaceae
Product: putative potassium transporter 12
Exons: 9
Coding region: 151-2670 (839 amino acids)
Biological process (GO): potassium ion transmembrane transport
Cellular component (GO): membrane
Molecular function (GO): potassium ion transmembrane transporter activity
Source: RefSeq, a predicted model, not a curated record
AGGCUUAUGAAUAGGUUCUAUUUGUUAAGAUGCGAAAAGGAAGGAACGGGUGUUUCGUAGUUCGACUGUCACUGGAUAGGAUGGGCUCCAAGCCAUAGGGAUUCAAUUUUUGCCAAAAGCAGAGGUUUUUGGAGGUGGGUUUGUAGAAACAUGGAAGAACAUGAUACUAUUGAGGAGAGCAGUGUGAGAUUGGUGGGUAGUAGUGGUAGUGGCAGUGACUCCAGGUGGGUCGAUGGUGCUGAACUGGAUUUAGAGUCUCUUUCAUUGUCUCUGCUCACUGGAAACGAGGGCAGAGAGGGGUAUGGAUCUAUGAGAAGGAGGCUGGUGAAGAAGCCCAAGCGAGUUGAUUCUUUUGAUGGUGAAGCGAUGGAGAUUGCUGGCGCUCAUGGCCACCAUUCCAAGGAUCAAACCAUGUGGCAUACUAUAGCAUUAGCAUUUCAAACACUUGGUGUGGUAUACGGUGACAUGGGCACGAGCCCUUUAUAUGUCUUCAGUGAUGUGUUCAGCAAGGUGUCCAUCGAGUCAGACAUUGACAUCUUGGGGGCUUUAUCUCUCGUUAUGUAUACAAUUGCUCUUCUCCCUCUAGCAAAAUAUGUUUUUGUAGUACUCAAGGCCAAUGAUAAUGGGGAAGGAGGGACAUUUGCACUGUACUCGCUGAUUUGCAGGUAUGCAAAUGUUAAUCUGCUGCCAAAUCGACAGGCAGCUGAUGAACAUAUAUCAAGUUUUCGCCUCAAACUGCCCACUCCAGAGUUGGAAAGGGCUCUAAACAUAAAAGAGACUCUGGAAAGGAGAUCAUCCGUGAAAACCCUUCUGUUGCUGCUGGUUCUGAUGGGGACUUCCAUGAUCAUAGGAGAUGGUAUUCUAACCCCAGCAAUAUCAGUGAUGUCUGCCACAAGUGGUCUGAAGGGUGAAAUAGAAGGUUUUGGUACAAGUGCUGUAGUUAUCAUUUCAAUCUUUAUGCUUGUGGCGUUGUUCAGCAUACAGCAGUUUGGGACUGGUAAAGUUGGUUUUAUGUUCGCUCCUGUACUUGCUUUGUGGUUCUUCUCUCUGGGAUCCAUCGGAAUUUAUAAUCUAGUGAAGCAUGAUAUUACUGUUCUAAGGGCAUUCAACCCUGCUUAUAUCUAUUUCUUCUUCAAGAAGAACAGUAAAGAUGCAUGGUCAGCUCUUGGUGGUUGUGUUCUAUGCAUUACAGGAGCGGAGGCCAUGUUUGCUGAUCUAGGUCAUUUUUCUGUUAGAGCCAUACAGAUUGCAUUUACUUGUGUGGUGUUUCCCUGCCUUCUCUUGGCUUACAUGGGCCAAGCUGCUUAUCUGAUGAAACACCCAGAUUCUGCAGAAAGAAUAUUCUACGACUCUGUGCCAGACACUUUGUUCUGGCCAGUUUUUGUGAUAGCAACCCUUGCCGCCAUGAUUGCAAGCCAAGCCAUGAUAUCUGCUACAUUUUCGUGCGUGAAGCAAUCUAUGGCUCUUGGAUGCUUCCCGAGACUGAAGAUCAUUCACACCUCAAGAAGGCAGAUGGGUCAAAUUUACAUCCCUGUAAUGAAUUGGUUUUUAAUGAUCAUGUGCAUAAUGGUAGUUGCCAUCUUUCAGAGCACUACGGAUAUUGCCAAUGCAUAUGGCAUAGCCGAAGUUGGUGUCAUGAUUGUCAGCACCACCUUGGUGACGCUUGUAAUGCUUCUAAUUUGGCAGACCAACCUGUUUUUGGCUGUGUGCUUCCCACUUGUUUUUGGGUCAGUAGAGCUCAUCUACUUGUCAGCUGUGCUAUCUAAAAUAAAAGAGGGAGGUUGGCUUCCUCUUGCUUUUGCUGCUUGCUUCCUCUCAGUGAUGUACACCUGGAACUAUGGGAGUGUGUUAAAGUACCAGAGUGAAGUCAGGGGGAAGAUAUCCAUGGACUUAAUGCAUGACCUUAGUUCGACCCUUGGAACUGUAAGAGUCCCAGGAAUUGGAUUGCUAUACAAUGAGCUAGUCCAAGGCAUUCCUUCCAGCUUUGGACAGUUUUUACUGGGUCUUCCGGCUAUUCACUCUACCAUAGUGUUUGUAUGCAUUAAAUAUGUCCCAGUCCCGGUGGUUCCUAAAGAGGAAAGGUUUCUGUUUCGAAGACUUUGCCCAAAAGACUACCAUAUGUUCCGCUGUGUUGCUCGAUAUGGUUACAAAGAUGUCCGGAAGGAAGAUCACCAAGCAUUUGAACAACUUUUGGCUGAAAGUCUUGAAAAGUUCUUGAGAAAGGAGGCUUUAGAUCUUGCAUUGGAAGGCAGUAUGAAUGAGUUGGAUUUUGAUAGUGUUUCACUGAGGUCUAGGAAUUCUGGUCCCCCUCCAGCUGGUGGUGGGAAUGAGGAUCUUAGGAUUCCCCUAAUGCACGAUCAAAGACUGGAAGAAGCAGGUACUUCUAUGUCAGAAGAAACUCCCUCAGCACUGCCAUCUGGUCUCAUGUCACUGGAUGAAGACCCAAGUCUGGAGUAUGAGCUUUCAGCUCUUCGGGAGGCAAUGGAUUCUGGAUUUACUUAUAUGCUUACGCAUGGUGAAGUGAGGGCAAAGAAAAACUCAUAUUUCUUUAAGAAAUUGGUUAUAAACUAUUUCUAUGCAUUCUUGAGACGGAACUGUAGAGCAGGUGCUGCAAACAUGAGGGUACCUCACAUGAAUAUCAUUCGUGUUGGAAUGACCUAUAUGGUCUAAUCCUUUUAUGACGUUUCAGAAUCUUGUAUUUUUGAUUGAUUUUGGAUGCUCAUUGCUACCUCAAUGCUGGAAUUUGGGAAAUUCUUUAAUAAUGAACUGGAAAUGAUAAAUCGUACCAUGAUGUUGGAUGUA